Messenger RNA from Porites lobata, 4481 nucleotides. Lineage: Eukaryota; Metazoa; Cnidaria; Anthozoa; Scleractinia; Poritidae. The record is from the annotation of a GenBank genome assembly.
AUUUGCAAAUUAAUUUUCUUGUCCAUAAUUUUGAUCUGUAGCUUGGUUGGAAAUGUUCUUAUCAUAACUGUGGUUAGUUUGAGACCAGAGUUAAGGAAGACGAUAAACAUUUUUAUAGUUAACAUGGCGGUUUCUGAUCUCAUUUUCCCGUUGGUGUCUAUCCCAUUUAGUUUGGCUGGAAUCGCGGCAAAUUCUCUACAAUGGCCCAUCAGAGGUUUACCUGGUUCGAUCUCUUGCAAGCUUAGUCUAUUUGUGACGCCUGUCUCAGUAACCGUUUCUGUACAAAGUCUUCUCUGGAUUGCAAUGGAUCGAUUUGUGGCGGUCGUGUUGCCACUGAAAGCGAAUCUUAUUUCGUCAAGAUUUCGUGCAUUUGCAAUCGCGUGCACUUGGGUUGUGGCAGUGUUAAUCAGCUCAACAGAUUUGUACACCACUAAGUUCGUGGAAGUUGGUGGAAAGUUUUACUGCAUAAGAGAAGAUUCGCUGAUACACAAAACUUUUGGAUAUGGGCGUGUUGUCCUUUUAGCAAUAGCUCCAUUGCUUUUAGUUACCAUUUUGUACUUUGCAAUAGCAGCGAACUUGCGAAGGCAAAACAAAACUCUUCGAUGUACAGCAGUAAAAGAGCAUAGUCAAAGGAAAACCAAAGCUAUAUGGAUGAGCCUUUGCAUCAUAGUUACGUUUAACCUAUGCGCUCUUGUCUACACCACUCUGACAAUAGUUAGUCUUCAAAGUGAAAUUCCAAUAACCUGUCUUGUUUAUAAUGUUUUGUGGUUUUUCGCUCUUCUUGGUUUGUACUUUUCUUCAGUCGUAAAUCCAUUCAUUUGUUUUACAUUUGUUAAAAGCUAUCGGCGUGGAGUGAGGGAAAUAUUUACUUGGAGAAAUUACGGUAGGGGCUCGAGAAGAUCUAGAAAAUAAUAAACAUGGCAGUUAAAGGAAAGGACAAGGGGAUUUACCGUCAAACGGAUGAACUGAAACUUCCAUAAGCAGGCAACUCUCUGUUUAUGGAUAGUUCUCUUGGACUAUAUGGUGCCAUUACUUUUAUCAUGUCCUAUUUUCCUUCUCUUUGUCAACCGAAAAGAAAGAUAGCGAUCAUUUUAAAUGAAAGUCACAAUAAUGAUGAUGAAUCACGUUGAUUAUUAUUAUAAUUAUUAAUUAAGGGGUAGCACACAACUUAAAAAUUCUGAUUGAUAAAGAUAUAGGUUUGUUAAUUUCAAACUCGUACUUCAACCACUCGUUUGAAGCGUGAAACUGUGGGCUGACAUUAUAGCCAUUAUGUGCCAAGAAAAUCGUAAAAGCGGUGAACACAGUCUGUAUUUCGCCCUGGAUAUGCUCUUCUUGCAUAUGCAUAAGUUCAGAAUCUCCACACCUUAAUUUUGAUGAAGGGCUAGUUUCUUAGACUUCCCAUUCAUACGGCGCAGAACUCAAAUUGAAAUUAUUAGAGGAAAGUAUUUAUAUCUUAAACGAUUUUUCUUUUUCUGUGGGAAGAAUCCGCGCGACUACUGAAUUCUAAUCAAAAAGUAGGCCGGUUUUUUAUUUCUGGUGAUGGUGAUUACGUAAAACGAAUAGAUGCCAAAAACAACAGCAUCAUAUAUAAUGUAGUGAACUUGUUGAUUCAUACUGGAUAUUUAUAUGAUGGUUCUAAACCAUUUUUUCAUUUAUUUAGUCAGUGUGGCGACUUGUAGCCGCAUCACGCAUCGUUAUCGCUGUUAUGAUGGCUUACUACUUACAUCAUAAAGAUUCUUGAAUAGCUAGGAGCUGUGUUUAAUAGAGGUGAUUCCUAUCAGCCGAGGAGCUGAUUAUAAUAAUAUACUGAUAAAAAAAUGACAAUUAUGAGAUUUUAGCCGAGAGACUAUCUCACCAGAAGGUGCUCUCAGUAGGGCCCCAAUUAACAUUUUAAUUACUACUUUAUGCUUUGCGAUAUCCUAUUGUGCUUUAUUCUUUGUCUUUGUCAUUUGUUUUCUUCAUAAAGCAAAAAUUAUAAACAAAGUAAGACAAAAAGAAAAAAAAAGAAACAAACAAACAAAAACAAACGAAAAACUGAGAUUCCGGCUGUCAUGACGACCAUGGCAAGUAUUUAAAGAUGAUUUUCCGUAGCUUCCUGUAAUCAGAUUUUGAAAUAAAUGAUAAAAUGAAGAAAUUAUUAAGUUUAUCAAUAAAAAGGUAAAUCAAUCGAUGAAAAAUAAACUAAAUAAUGCUUCAUAAAUCUUUCUUGCCCUUGUUCGGCACGCUUGAGGUAAGAACUUGCUUGCAAAGUGGUUAUUAUUAAUACAUUAUAGAUUCAUACCCUACAAAAAAUACAGCUGUAAACUCCAAAAAAUAAUAAGUGCUCAUAAUAUUUAUGUGGGGAUGCGGUGAUCGAUGUCUGUUUUUAGGCCAAAAAUGCAAUUUUCAUCCGAUUUGAAAUUCCUCGUCCUCGACAUACGGAAAGAGUCAAGAGAAUUUGUUCCAUACCACAGGGUUUCGUUAUACUGAGAUACUCAGUUUACCAAUAUACUAUUCUGCCAAGCCAAAAAUAUUGUUUAAGUGCUCAUUUAUUCAGGGAUGGAGUGAUAUAUUUCUGUUUGUAGGCCAAAAAAAACAUAAGAAAGGGUCAAGAGAUUUUGUUCCAUACAACAAGGUUUCGUUAUAUCGAGAUAUUUUACCAGUAUACAAUGGGGCAAAGAGUAUUGUUCAUCACCCUGAAGACUUCGUUUUAUGAGGCUCGAAUAAAUAAAGGUCAAUACACUGUACUGUUACGAAAUCCUACUCGGGAGGUUCCUAAUGUAUUUACAUAUUAACUGCUUCUGGAUUCAUGAUAGUGAGGCAGUUUUUUACUCCUUUUUCUUGUAGUUGAGAUUGUACCCCUUAAUUUCUAUCAAGCUUGAUUACUUUCUUUUUCAUAUAUAUCUGAAUAUCUUUAUUUCGGCCAAUUUCCCUCUCCCUUACUUUUGCACGUAGAUUAUGCGCCAAGCUUCUCUUACAAGAACCUUGCUUUGGCAGUUCAUGCUAUUUUAAUUAGCGAUUCCAGUCAAGUUACAAAAUUCUUAUAAGGCAAACGACACAAGUAGUUCCAUUAUAGGUAGGAAAAUGUACCCCAGUUUAAGUAAAUAUAACGAAGUUUGGUCCAAGAAAAGUAAAUAGUAAUUUCAUAAUAUUUUCUUAUCAAGCACUCCUUGCAGAUGUUUUCCAACACACAUACAUCAUGGUUAUAUCAACCAAUUAAUGAUUUGCCACGUAGCUUGUCACAAAAUUUUCAUAGAAAGGAGGUCAUUUUUCUCAUCACUGACAGUCAGUUUCGGCAGUUAUUGAUGAGUAUAGAUGAUGUUUACUCUUUGCACAAUUCUGCGGCCUAUUAUUUGCAUGUAUUAGCUCGAGACUCUGUGCGAGUAAAUACAGUGAAAAAGAGAGAAGGACUGAAAAUUGCGACACAAUUUUAUCUCGGUAUCUUCGGUAUACUCUUGAAGUCCACUGCAGAUAUUCGUUAUCACCAAUUGAAAUAGAGGCAACGAAUAUUUAUAGCCGCGUGGCUCAAGUUGGUACUUUCUAAGAUGUUCACAAAUUUUACUGACGAUUUGUUAAGAAGUCAGGAGAAUUGUGCGAGUUCGGGUGACUCGUCCUCUUUGAAAACUGGCAAAUUGAUUCUUCUUUCCAGUAUUUUGAUUUGCAGCUUGGUUGGAAAUGUACUUAUCAUAACUUUGGUGCGUUUGCGAGAAGAGCUAAGGAGGACGAUGAACUCAUUUAUAGUUAACAUGGCGGUGUCCGAUCUUAUUAUUCCCAUACUGUUAAUGCCAUUUAGCUUGAGGGGAAUUGCGACCGAUUCUUCAAAUUUCCAGUGGCCUAUCAGGGGAAAGCCUGGUUUAAUCUUUUGCAAGCUCAGUGUUUUCCUGGUAGCUGUCUCGAUAACAGUUUCUGUGCAAAGUCUUCUCUGGAUGUCAGUGGAUCGAUUUAUGGCGGUAGUGAUGCCAUUGAAAGCGCAUCUUAUCUCCUCAAGAUUUCGUGCGUUUGCAAUCACGUCCAUUUGGAUUGUGGCGCUAAUAAUUAAUUCAACAGAUCUGCUCACAACUAAGUUGGUCGAAAAUGAUGGUAAUUUGUACUGCAUGAGAGAAAACAUUACUUCGGCGCUACUUAAAGCCCUCGGCUAUGGGCGUGUUUUCCUUGUAUCGAUCGCUCCUUUUCUAGUAAUAACUAGUCUGUAUUCUGUCAUAGCAGUGAAGUUACGAAGCCAAAACAAAAACCUUCGGUGUACAGCAGCAAAAGAAAACGAUGAAAGGAAAAGGAAUGCCAUUAAGAUGAGCAUAUGCAUCAUAAUCACUUACAAUAUUUGCGUUCUUCCUUACAUGAUAUUCGCAAUGUCUUAUGUAUCAGGGGCAAAAUUGCCCUGUUUGGUAUAUGGCUUGUUUGGCUUUUUUACUGUUCUUGGUAUUUACCUAUCCUCUACUGCGAAUCCUGUUAUUUGCUUUAUAUUUGUUAAAAGCUACAGACGUGGAUUAAGGGGGUUAUUUUCU